GCGGUGGAUUCAUUGCGUUAGUGAAGCUCGGCGGAUAUGCUGUUGAAAGGUCUCCUAGGUUUAGCGCCGGUUUUCGCAGCCGCCUUCGCAGGCACGCCUGUCGUGCUAUGGCACGGACUUGGGGACACGUGUUGCAACCCUCUGAGUAUUGGGGGCUUCACAUCAUACCUCGAAAGAGAGCUCAAUGGCACUAAAGUUCUGUCGUUGAAAAUCGGUUCAAAUUUCGUCGACGAGAUGAAGAACUCCUAUCUGAUGAACAGCAACGAUCAGGUGGCGGAAGCUUGCAAGAUAAUCCGAGAGGAUCCCGAUCUCAAAAACGGAUAUCACGCCGUCGGCUUCAGUCAGGGAGGACAAUUUCUGCGGGCAGUGGCGCAGAGAUGCCGUAACCCGCCAAUGAAAGUCCUCGUUUCGCUCGGCGGUCAGCACCAGGGUGUCUUCGGACUUCCCCGAUGCCCUGGUAGCUCAUCGACGCUAUGUGAAUACACGCGAAAAAUUCUGGACUACGGAGCGUAUUGGUCUUGGGUCCAGAACGAGCUGGUUCCUGCCCAGUACUGGCACGACCCAAACGAUGAGCAGACCUACGCUAACAAGAGCAUCUUCUUAGCUGAUAUCAACAACGAGCGUGUCGUGAAUCAGACGUACAGGGAAAACCUCAGCAAACUUGAGAAACUGGUUCUGGUGAAGUUCGGGGCAGACUCAAUCGUUCAACCCCGAGAGAGCUCUUGGUUCGGGUGGUACAAAGCAAAUCAAGAUGUUGCAGUCAGCGAUAUGGAAGAUACCGCUCUGUAUAAGGAGGACCGGAUCGGUUUGAAGACUCUGAAGGAAUCUGGAAGACUCGAUCUGUUGGAGAUCGCUGGAGCGGAUCAUCUCCGAGUUUCGGAAAAAUGGUUUACAGAAAACAUAAUCAACAGAUAUUUCUGAGUGGCUCCAGCACCUCCAUAUCGAGCUAGCUGUUCUCCCAAACACUCGAAGAGAAUAAAUCACGCAAGAGCAUCGAAUCAAUCCC
Molecule: messenger RNA, 1006 nt
Organism: Galendromus occidentalis (western predatory mite)
Lineage: Eukaryota; Metazoa; Arthropoda; Arachnida; Mesostigmata; Phytoseiidae
Product: palmitoyl-protein thioesterase 1
Exons: 5
Coding region: 37-921 (294 amino acids)
Biological process (GO): receptor-mediated endocytosis; protein depalmitoylation
Cellular component (GO): lysosome
Molecular function (GO): palmitoyl-(protein) hydrolase activity
Source: RefSeq, a predicted model, not a curated record